This is a messenger RNA of Labrus mixtus (cuckoo wrasse), 2775 nucleotides long. RefSeq lists its product as uncharacterized. The record is from RefSeq and is a predicted model, not a curated record. The coding region runs from base 285 to 1796 and encodes 503 amino acids. Lineage: Eukaryota; Metazoa; Chordata; Actinopteri; Labriformes; Labridae. Gene Ontology annotation, cellular component: nucleus. The transcript is spliced from 7 exons.
AACUGUCGGUAACACGACACACGCUGACGACACGACGGGUAAAGAAGACGAGUGAAGCGACUGUACGGAGAAACAUCGUAACGUCUCGUCCUCUGAUAGUGACGUAGCUGCUCAGGUCGCUGGGUCGUCACUAACCGUUACAUCCUCACGGUCCUCUGCAGUUAGACAGGUGUGUUUCAUCCAGACUGGCAGGUGGAUCAGGACCAGACAGGGGGGGGGAGGGGUAAAAUCAGGCUUGGCUGUAGUGGACCAUCAGAAGAAGGGGACCAGGUGUCACUGUAGCCAUGUCAGCCCCGUGGCGUGAAGACGAGGAGGACCUCCGGCCGGGAGGAGUUAGAGUACUGCCGUUGAAAUCCAAACCGAGGUUCUCCUUCCAUGAGGUCAAAGUGCUGCUGGAGGCCGUGAAGAGGAACAGAUACAUCAUCCUCAGAAAGUUUAACCGAGGCGUGUCGGUUGAAACCAAGAAACAGACGUGGACUGAGAUCACCAAUCAGAUCAACGAUCUUGGAGAGAAUCACAGAGAGGUGCGUCAGAUCAUGAAGAAGUGGGCGGACCUCAAAUGUGACGGAAAGCGACGCCUCUUAGCCCUCCGAAAGCCGGACAGCGGCCACCUCAGGAAGAGGAACAUGGGCCCUGUGGAGAAGAUGGUCCAUAAGAUCCUGAUGAUGAGUCCCGCAGGAAAUGGCGACAGUGAUUUCGACUUAUGUGAAGACGAGGAUUUUCCAAAGGCCUACAGCGCCACCCCGCCUCCGAACCCUUCGCCCUACUCCUACCUCAGCUUGACGGACAGUUCCCACUCUGUACCCGAAAGAUUCUCCUUCGACAUGUCGCCCCUCUCCUCGCCGGAGGACGAGGCUGGUGGCGAUCCCUUCCAGUCCUCCUCUGAAUUUGAUGUCGACCUGGCUGAGGAUGGAGAACACUCCAUGGAUUUUGACGACAACGAAGACUCCAUAUUCUCCUCCUACCCUUCCUCUCUCCCUCCGCCCCCCCCCUCCUCCACGCUGGAGAAGGACCCGCUGUCUGACACCCAGCUGAGAAUCAAACCGGUCCACACCUAUUCCCGGAACAUCGGCCAGACCAACAGCAGCAACCACGUUCAGAACCACACCUCCUCCUCCAGACCGCCACCCGGACCCUCCUCAUCCUCGUCUGUGGCCUCCACCUCCUCUGCUCUCCCUCCGGCGUCUGAUUCAGACGCAGGCUCAUCCACUGCUGUGCCUCCUCCACCACGGCCACCUCCUACAAGCUCCACUUCCUCCGCCUCAUUUGUUCCCCCUCUCCCUCCCCCCUCUUCCUCCUCGUCCUCUACAUCAAACUCGACCUCUCAAGCCACGCCCUCUUCCUCCUCCAUCCCACCUCCUCCUCCUCCUGCUUCGACUUCAACCACUGCUCCCUCCUCCUCCAACUCUCAUCGACCUUCCUCCUCCUCCUCCUCCUCAUCAACCAUUCCAUCUAAGCAGUCCCCCGCCCCGAGCUCCUGCGACCCCCUCCCCGCCGGAGCCUCCUCCCGUCGGCCCCAAGACCACGUGUCCCAGAUGGCGUCUCAGAGCCUCCAGCAGCAGCGGGCCAGCAGGAUGCUCCUGACGUCGGUGUCUCAGUCUCUGGAGGUGCUGGCUCAGUCUGUGCAGCUGCUGGUGGAGAGCCAGCAGGAGUUUGUUCAGGAGUCUCUGCUGCUGCAGCGCGAGACCGUCGAUGUCCUGAGGGAUUUCUCCAACACGGCGCUCACUAUGCUGAGAGACAAAGCCAACAGCGGUCAAGUGCCACGCCAUCAUCAUCAUCCUGCUUCUCACUACUGAAACAAAAGGACGAAAAUAGUUUUUUUUUAAAGAGACAACGCAGGACGAGUACGGGCACCUACAGGCACACUUCUUACCCGGCCCCCUGAAGUCCCAAAAGAGUGAACAUUUUCAUCAUAAUAUAUACGACACAUCAAAUUAUCUUGUGUUUGGAGCAAGUUAUCUGGUGCAAACAAGUUAGAUAACAACUUGUUUAAAAUGGUGUUUAAAAUGGUGUUCAUCUUGUGCGCUCAAGUUAUCUGAUGUGCACAAGAUAAUUAUCGUGUAUGAAAAUAUCAAAUUGUGCGCACACGUUCCUGUAAAAAGACGCACCUUUAAUCUGUUUUUUUUUUCCAUCUAAAGUUUGCUGCGUCUUAUACACCGGUGCGUCAUAUUUAUAAUAAGUAUAAAAACGCUGACACAUACGCUGUCAUUACCGCGAGUGCAGCCGCCGUAACAACACACUGCACGCCAGGUGACACCAUUGAGAAUUCCUCACCAGUCGUUGUGUAUUGCAAGCCGGAGGGAAACAUAGCGACACAGACGAGGCUGGCUACGUCCUUUCUCCCUCCCUCAUGCAUUUAAAGAAAACGGUGGCAUAUUGAUCCUUUUGAUUGAAAGAGUCCUUUUAUUAAAGUUAGAGAGCGACCAGCGGAGUCGGGUAGAGCGCUUGCCAGAUAGGCGUCUGUGCUUCACAACUAUCACUGCAGGCUGAGCUCGAUUACCGUACUGUAGCUAGUAGGAGAGCAAACUCCACAAAGAGAAAACAAACGGAGCUAACAGAAACUGACCGUUGUAGACGUCACUGAACACAACAGAAAUUGUCACGCAGGAAGACAAUUUGAGACUUUAUUCUCUCUGGGAUCCUCCAGAAAGAGACUUGUAUUCUGUCUUUGAGAUAAAUAAUAACUGGUAUGUAAUUAUCAUUUGUGCAAAAAUGUAUCUGCACACAACAUAAGCUUGUUUGAAGUUAAGUUAGAUAAAUCGUUUGCAAAAGAUA